Klebsormidium nitens is the source of this 1014-nucleotide messenger RNA. The record is from the annotation of a GenBank genome assembly. Lineage: Eukaryota; Viridiplantae; Streptophyta; Klebsormidiophyceae; Klebsormidiales; Klebsormidiaceae.
AUGAGGGCGCUCCUCGACGAUCCGAUCACGCUCUUCGCGUUGGCGGCCCUCGCGGUGAUCGCCUACAUGCGGACGCUCCACAGGCGUCGGAGGGCGGAGGCGGGCCUGGUGGACCCGGACGACGAUCCGGACAGCAUAGACGCGACGAAGAUCCGGUCGGACGGCAGGGUGCUCUUGGAGGCGAGGAACGUGAGCCGGCGCACGAUAGAGGCCGCGCUGAAUCGGUUCGUGGGGGACGGGGAGCGCCUGCGACCGCGGGACCUGGGCGUGUACGUGAGGGCCCUCACCCACAAGUCCGCGCUGGGGGAGUACGUGCUGGAUGGCGACUUCGAGCGCCUCGAGUUCCUGGGCGACUCGGUGCUGAACAUCGUCGUGACCAAAUACAUAUUCGACAGGUACCCGGACCGGCAGGAGGGCUUCCUGACCAGGGUCCGCACGAAGCUCGUGCGCACGUCCACGCUGGCCGGGUGGGCAUCCGAGCUGGGGCUGCAGGACAUGAUCCUCAUGUGCGACAAGGCGAUCGCUUCGGGGUGGAACCUCAACGCGAAGAAGCUGGAGGACGCGUUCGAGGCCCUGGUUGGUGCCGUGUUCAUCGACCUGGGGAUCUCGGCGUGCCGUAGGUUCUUGCAUCCCCUUUUGGAUCGAAGCGACUUCGGCGAGGUCGAAUUCGAUUCGAAUUUCAAGGACAAGCUUCUGAGGAUAAUGCAGGCGGCGCACUCGUAUCUGACGGCGAGGGGGCUGAACAACAGCGGGUACGGCGAGGAGAUGCUCCCCACGUACCGGGUGCGCGGCACGUUCAGAGGGGCAGGCGACCAGGACCUGUUCGACGUGGCCGUGGUCGUCUGCGGGUUCGAGAUGGGCAGCGGAGCGCACGUGAAGAAGCGGGACGCGGAGCAGGUGGCCGCGAGGACGGGGCUGGCGACGAUCGCGGCGCACGGCCUGCCGCAGAUCCCCACGAGGGCCGGCUUCGUGCAGAUCCCGUACGAUACGUAUGCCAGGAUACUGAUGUCCUGA